This is a messenger RNA of Bursaphelenchus xylophilus (pine wood nematode), 2884 nucleotides long. The record is from the annotation of a GenBank genome assembly. NCBI's taxonomy places the organism in Eukaryota, Metazoa, Nematoda, Chromadorea, Rhabditida, Aphelenchoididae.
AUGCUUCGUUUGAAUUUGGAUUGUGGAUUCCAACUUACAAGUUUAAGAAGUCCCUUAAUUGUUGGGUAAGUGUAAAUAUAAAGAUAUCCAAAUUGCCCUAGGCCGUGUAAGGACGUGAAGAUGGCUUCCCUGGAUAAGGACACUUGGAUCUUGGUGAAGAUUAAUGACACUAAAAAACUACAGUAUGACACGGUCCGGCCGAGAAAUGUCAUCAGUAAAUUGGCAGGCGGCCCUGUGAAACUGGAGUUGAAGACGAUUGAUCUGAGCAAAGGUAUGCUGGGAAUACGGUCCAAUACGGUUACUCUAGCUUUAUCAACCACGGAUGGAUGCGUUUUUGACCAGAAGGUCUUCACCAUGGCAGUCAAUAACCAAAUUUUUUAUAUGUUGGUCAAGUGUAACAACGACAAGUUUGGUCUUCUGAAGACGAUCAUUUCACCGGGAAAUCUUCUCUUCACACCGUACAGAAGUCCGGUCUACUUUACGGAGAAGAUUGAAAACCAAAUGAGGAUUUUUGGAUUAUCGACCAAAGAGGAAGCACGAAUUAUAACCUAUGAUCCUGAGGCCAACAAACAAACUGAGAGAGAAUUACACUCUAUAAGUCAUCCAGAAGAAAAGCCAAAUGAGAUUUUCAAAGGAAGAGCGUUUCAAUACUCAUAUGGGGGUGCAACUUUAUUAUCCGUCAGAGAUCACAUGGAGAAUAAAACAAGGUUUUUGAUAAAAGAGGAAGGUUUAGGAGGGUUCAAAGAAGGUGUGUAGAGCUAAAUGAUGUAAAUCGCACGAAAACAGCGAUUUGGAGUUGCGAUUAUAUCAUUUUAGCAUGCCCAUCCCUGAAUUUUAUUGAUGAAGCAGUCUUUGCGUGCAUCCUGGAUCCACCCGAUUAUUCUGAUUUCCCCUCAAUGCAAUGGGUCACACGUCCAGAUCAAGCAGGAAUGAGGUUGUGGCACGAUAAAGGAGUAAGCAAAAUGUUAAUUUCAACUAGUGUAUAAGACACAUAAGAAGGGACAUGAAUUAUUUCAGGAUGUGGAUUACAUUGCCAAGUUGAAUACGGAGAUUAAAAAAUGCAGUGACGUCACAACAAAGUAAAUUUUAAGAUUUUUACUUCGUUUUUAAUGAUUUUAUAUUAUUGUAUGCAAAUUUCUACUUACCUUCAGAAAAGCGAAAAUUUUGGCAAUUGUUUUUGGGCUCUGCCUGUUUGUUCUGGUCAACUUUGUAAUUCUUCUGUUGACAUUCUCCUGCAUCUGUUAUUGCCGGAAAAGAAAGUUGUAUCGAAAAGGUAAGCGGAUUACUGUAGUUUUUCUUAUAUUUUUAGAAAGCCAGAAAGCCAAGGAAAAGCUGAAGAAUGACAAUAAGACGGCCAACAAAGAAGAGAAGAAGGAAACUUCCAAAAAAUCAGAGCCCAAAUCGAGUAAAAAUAAGUAAAUUUAUUUGAAAUUUGGUCUUGGAAUUGUUUUAUUUUGCAAAUUUUAAACCUCAAUGUUUGGUCUACUUUUAAAUUUACUUUGGCUUAAUCUCCCGUAUGCUUACUCCGGUGACACCUCUAUUUAUAUGAGGAUCAACUCGGAUUGCGAAUUUCAAUUUACAAAAAGCAGUUACAGUAAUCAACAUGGGUAGGGGUGACUUGGCUAUUUUUAUGACAAUCUUAGACCUUGUAAGAAUGUAAAGAUUGCUUUACUGGAUGACGACUACUGGUUAAUUUUGAGAGUAAAAGAGGACAAAACUUUGGAGUAUUCGACUAUGAAUUGGAAGGGCUUAGACCGCAAAAAAUACGCUGCAAGUCCGUAUAUCAUCCAGUUUGAGGCCUUUUCUGUUGAUCAUGGUGAGUGAACCGGAACAUAAGGUUUUCUAAUACUGUAAUUUUGAUGUUACAGUCCUUCCAGCCAAUUGUCAUCUCGAUCCGAAUAUCCUGACCGCCUUUGUGGACCUCCAUAUUCUUUAUAUCUCGGCCAGAUGCAACGAAACUUUAGCAGUUUUAUUCAGAGGCCUCGUCACAACAGAGUUGAUCUUAAUCCCCUCGGGCGGUGUUCUGAAAUUCUCCGCGAAAGGAAGUCUCAGUUCAUUUGGGACUUUGGAUGGAAUGAUCCCGUCGAUUAUUUUUGAGAAUUACGGGAAUUCAUGCCAGAACAGGUCUAUCGAUAGACUGGAUAUUAAUGAAACUUGCAGUGAUGCGAGUGCCAUGGAACACAGGGGAUUUAACAGGAUUGGGAGUGGAAUUGAAGUGGCCGUGAAAAUGAAAGGAGGAGAAACAGUCUUUAGGAAAUAUGAUAUAGAAUCAUGGAGUGUAUCGAGUAAGUUGAGAACUACAUAUUUAUUGGGUUUAUUUAUUUCAUUUACUAUGCACAAAAAUCGAACUGAUACUUGUUUUAGUAAUUACUAAAACAAGUUUUUUGACGGGGGUUUUUUUAAAUUGGUAUAUUUAUUAUUUAAGGAUUUUUAUCAUAUUUAGUUACGCGUCCGAACAUCAGUUUACCUUUUUAGAUUCCUGUCCUGAUAUUGAAACCUCCAUCGAAAAAGAGAACUCUCUGUUUUUCUGCACGGAAGAUACGAGAAUAUCCAACAGCGAAAAGCAUUACAAACUGGUCAAGAGAUUACCCUUGGAUUGCUCGGAAACUUUGGCUAGCAAUGAGGUAACCAUUUACAUUAUUUUAUAUUACCCUAUUGAUUCUGUUUUUAGAAAUGUCAUCGGAUCGCCAAGAAAUGUGAGAAAGCCGCUGGAGGGUAAGUAAAUAGUGUCUUUAUUGAUUUAUCUUUGUAUUUUAGAUCAUUUGGAGUGAUUGUUGGGAUGUUUGUGAUGUGUAUUUACACUUUUCUCAACGCAACCUUGGUAAUGGGAAUCUUUUCGAUGCUCGUAAUCCUCAGAGAUCGAAGAAAAAAGAAGAAGAAUUGA